UCGGCUUUGGUGGCUAGUACAAAGCAUAGAGGUGAAAAUGAGCAUAUUUCAGCUGGGCACUGGUUGACAGAAAUAGCAAAAGUGGUGUGUUUUGUAACAAAAUGUGCUCCUUGUACACCCACCAGCAGCUCUGUCUCCCAUCAGCUGUUAGUUGGAGGAUGUUGCCUCGGAGGCAUAUAUGAUGUAAUCAAACGAACCAGAGAGACAGAAAGAAAGAGGAGCCAGAGCUACAACAACCCCAUACGAUACGGAUCUCGGCAGCUUUUGGUACUUUUCUGAAAUACAACUGAAAAACCUUCAUCGAGCAGGUUUUGGGUGAAACGGUUCCGUGUUGUUAGGGGGCCAUGUCGCGGAGGUUUGUGCCGACUAGCCUCCCCUCCCGACGAAGAGGAUGCUGGAUGCGGGCCAGCUGUAGGAGCACCUCCAACCGGGGAUGCUGCUGGUGAGCUUGACUCUCCGCCGCCCCAUCAGCCGUAAUUAACCGCCAUGGCUCAGGAGUCCUUUCCGACUGCUGCUCCAACAUCCUCCGCGUGAAAAUGGCCCGCACUCCGCCUCCAUCACCGACAUCAGUCCGCCUUAGCUGUCGCCUUUUCGCCUGUGAGGAGAAGAGGGCGCCUGCUUCAGAUUCCAACACUUGUAGGCCGUGUGUGUCCGCUCUGGAUCAUGUUAUCACUUGUAAAGCGUCUCAUGUGAAAAUCUGAGCUAUUGUGUUUGCUUUUAUUUCGCAAAUACACCUUCUGCCAGCAUCGUUUUCACCUUACAGCAGAUUAUUUCCGGAGCUGGGAGACGGGCCGAGUACACUGCUGCACCUCGCUUUGCACCGCUGGGAUGAGUUUCAUGCUUUCCUGACCUUCCUUGCUAUAAUGGCUCUGUGACAUAUCGCUAAGCUUCAUUUGUCCUGUUUUUGGGACAUUUUCCUGGUUUUACUCCAGCCACCCUGCAGAGCUGUGUCCAUGCAGUAGCGGUGGUAGUUUAUGAGCAGCCCCCAUCCGUCCUGCAGAAGCCUUCCCGCUGCUCCUGCUGUCCACCGCGUGGUCCUGUGACUUCAGAGGGCUGUGGAGGUCCUGACAACCAUAAAACGUGGAUGGUGGGGACGUUUGCCUUUCCAGCUCAGGUUUAAACCAUGGCCAAUGAACCUGUCAUCCUUAACGUGUAUGAUAUGUACUGGAUAAACGAAUACACGUCCAAUCUGGGUAUUGGAGUCUUCCACUCAGGCAUUGAGAUUUAUGGCAGAGAAUUUGCAUACGGGGGUCAUCCGUACCCUUUCAGUGGAAUCUUUGAAAUCAACCCUGGCAAUGCUGCUGAACUGGGAGAGACAUUCAAAUUUAAGGAGGCCAUUGUAUUGGGCACAACAGACUUCACAGAGGAGGACAUGGAUAAAAUCAUGGAGGAGCUUGGUAAAGAGUUCAAAGGCAACGCCUACCAUCUAAUGCACAAAAACUGCAACCACUUCUCCUCCUCACUGUCUGAGUUGCUGUGUGGACGGGAAAUCCCUCGCUGGGUUAACAGACUGGCGUACUUCAGCUCCUGCAUCCCCUUUCUGCAGAGCUGCCUACCCAAAGAGUGGUUAACCCCGGCCGCCCUGCAGAGCCACAUCAGCCUAGGCCUCCACAAAGAGGAGCAGAACGAAUCGAGUGACGAGGACCAUUCGUCCCCGUCUGGAGCAGCAGCCUCCGGCUCUUCCCACUGCUGUCGCCACACGAGGGUGUGAACUGCCCCACAAAAACUGACCUCUGGACCUUCCUGCCACCUCUGCUGGUGGCUCAAGUGGCAUUAGUAGGCUUGAACAACCACCUGACCUCAUAAUGUUUGUCCUCUGAGUAAAGAGGCAGGAGAAGAAGAGUUCCCGCUUCAUGAAAAGAGCUGGUGCCAGAGACUUCAGACCUCCAGAGACCCUGCUAGUCCUUUCUACAGACUACAGGUUGACAAAGGCAGACUUUGACUUGAGCCCCGAGCUCGGAAGGGAGAUUCAGACUCAACAACAACCACUUGUAGAUCUGAAGUUUGUAGUACGUUAUUAUUAGUCCUUUCCAUGAACUUUUAAACCUUUGUCAGCCUUGUUCCCUGCCCUGCCUUCAGAGCUGCUUUUGUAGAAUAACUAGACAGACACCUGGACUACUUAUAGUGACAUUACCAGGAAACUGCUAAUCUGCUCAAAUUCAACUUGUUCAAUAACCUCUAUGUGGCCUUCAGUUGGUAUUGUUGACCGCUUUCU
Messenger RNA from Micropterus dolomieu (smallmouth bass), 2215 nucleotides. RefSeq names its product deubiquitinase DESI2. Gene Ontology annotation, biological process: protein deubiquitination. The coding region runs from base 1124 to 1711 and encodes 195 amino acids. The transcript is spliced from 5 exons. The record is from RefSeq and is a predicted model, not a curated record. Gene Ontology annotation, molecular function: deubiquitinase activity. Lineage: Eukaryota; Metazoa; Chordata; Actinopteri; Centrarchiformes; Centrarchidae.